AAACCGAGUACCAAGAACCAAGUCGUGGUAAGCUCUAAUGAAAACAAAAACAAAACAAAAAACAAAUUAGUAAUUUUAGUGACACUGUUGUCCACAAUGUGGACGCUAUAAAAAAACGAUGCUCAAAAAUGACCAACUAGCCUGCAAAUAUCAGACCUUGCUCCUAUGUUCCCAUUACUUAGCAGUCUCAUGUCCAUAUCUUUGUUGACAUGACGUCCACACUCACUGCAGCAGGACAUGCUGGUAGGAAGUUGUAGGUCUAUCUCAGGCAGCCUUUGAAUUUAAAAUUUUUGUUUUACUAUAAGGUUAUCCUUAUCAGCAUUAGCAGUUCGGAAAUAAGCAUUUCAACAAUAAUUUCGCGGGAGCCGAGCUAUGUUCACUGAUGUUAGUAGUACUUGAAUCUGGUCAGCGAAUCAUAGUGUGUAUGAUAUUUAUCUUUUAGUUAACUCAUUUAAAUGACUUUGGAAUCUAAUCUUUUCAUCGCAAUGUAUUUUUUAUUUUAUUUAAUUUUUCUAAAUUGAUUCAACUUAUAAUAUAUGAAUCUUAUAAUAAUCAAAUGUUAUAAAAUAUUAAUGUUAUAAUAUAUGUAUUUUAUUAUAUACAUUAAUGUUAUACUAUAUGAAUGUUAUAUAUAUUAAUAUCAUACUAUAUAAAUGUUAUAUUAAAUGAACUUUAUAAUAAUUGAAUGUCAUACUACAUAAAUGUUAAAAUGUAUGCAUCUUAAAAUAUAUGAAAGUUAUUUGUUUAAAUGUUAAAAUAUAUGAAAGUUAUAAUACAUGAAUGUAAUAAUUAAAGAAUUUUACAAUUUAUGAAUGUAUAUUUUCCAGGGGAAGAUUCAACAACAACACAAAGUACAACCACCACCACCCGACCAACGACACAAACCACAAGAGCUACAACAACUACAACCCGACCUACAACAACAACAACUACAAACCGACCUACAACAACAACAACUACAACAACGACAACAACAACGCGACCCACCACAAAAACAACAACUUCCACAACAACUACAACAACUACAACACCUAGACCUACAACAACUUCAGCUUCACCUACAACUACAACCGCUAAGCCAACUACUACCCCAGGUAAAAGUUAAGGUUGAAUUUAAAAUCUAAUAUUCGCAGUAAUACUUUUUGUACAUUGUUGACGUAUAACAUAGCAUGUUGGCCUGGUUGCCUGAAGGCAUAAUCAUACUGACAUACUGAAACAGGCGAUUUUACCUCAUUUAGCACAAUGACAUGAUACAAUGGAAAGAUUUAGUGGAAUGUCUUUCAAAGCAAACCGUGCCACUAUUGGAAUUUGGGUCGCCGAGAACAGAGUCUGGUGACCAAAAGGAGAACAGAGCUUUGCCCUUCUAACGCAUGCUUUCAAACGCUAGACAACAACAGGAACCCGACCUGUCGACAUUGCAGCCUGAACCCAGAAACGCUACGCAUCUCUUGACCGAAUGCCCAGGACUAGAUCAUGCGGGGGAAGCCAGGUCUGCGGGAGAGUCCUGGGUUCUGAUGAUGUUAUAAUGCACAGCGCCAUCACAUGGAGCUGGUAGCCAAUGUACUAGCCGGCACAACCCAGUAGAUGGAGCUCGUUGCCAAUGUACUAGCCGGCACAGCCCAGUAGAUGCAGCUGGUAGCCAAUGUACAAGCCGGCACAACCCCAUCAGAUCGAGCUGGUAGCCAAUGUACUGGCGGGCACAACCCCAUCAGAUGCAGUUGGUAGCCAAUGUACUAGCCGGCACAGCCCAGUAGAUGCAGCUGGUAGCAAAUGUACAGGCCGGCACAACCCCAUCAGAUGGAGCUGGUAGCCAAUGUACAGGCCGGCACAACCCCAUCAGAUGCAGCUGGUAGCCAAUGUACUAGCCGGCACAACCCCAUCAGAUGGAGCUGGUAGCCAAUGUAAAGGCCGGCACAACCCCAUCAGAUGGAUUUGGUAGCCAAUGUACUAGCCGGCACAACCCCAUCAGAUGCAGCUGGUAGCCAAUGUACUAGCCAGCACAACCCCAUCAGAUGGAGCUGGUAGCCAAUGUACUAGCCGGGCAGCCCCAUCAGAUGGAGCUGGUUGCAUAUGUACGAGCUGGGUCUUUAAGAGCGUAAGCUCUAACCCCCCCCUCCCACCCCUAGAAUAUGUGUGUUAGUGGAAUGAUAGCAUGGAUUGAUUCAAUGAAAUGAUACACAAUCAAAUAAGAACAAUUUUCACACAAAUAUCAAUUCUAACGGAAUAGUAUAAUUUUUAAACCAGACAUCUUUUUCUGCUUAAUAAUUACAAUGAACGUGUAUAUUGUUACAAGUUUAUACAUGCAUUUAAUUCUUUUUAAAGCAUUAGGCACCGAUUAUAUUAUAACCAAUGUGUUCCUCUAUUGACCCUUGACAUUUAACUUCAGCACCAACACCACCCCCGGUUCAGCCCUGUCGUAACACGACCAAGGCCGACAUCAUCCUACUGCUGGACGCCUCCACUAGCAUCGGGUCCAUCAACUGGCAGAAGCAGGUCAAAUUCGCCGACGAAGUGACCCAGGCGUUCACUGUGGGUGCUAAUGACGUCAGAUUCGGUACACUCCUUUUUAACAAGUCGCCGACUAAGAUAUUCGAUUUGAAAACUUACUUCGACCACAAAUCAAUAUCUCAGGUAUUUUGUUGUUGACCUUAAUCCAUCACAUAGGCAGUUACGUACAUAGGCAGUAAAGAGCAUAGUACGGUACGUACAUAGACAGUUACGUUCAUAGAUAAUUACGUACAUUGACUAUUUUAUACAUAGACAGUUAUGUGCAUAUAAUAAAGUUUCGUAAAUUGACAAUUAUGUACAUAGACAGUUACGUACAUUGCAAAUUAUGUACACAGACAGUUACGUACAUUGAAAAUUAUGUACAUAGACAGUUACGUACAUUGACAAUUUUGUAUAUAGACAGUUAUAAACAUUGACAAUUAUGUACAAAGACUGUGACGUGCAUAGAAAUUUACGUAAAUUGUCUAUUACGUACAUAGACAUUUACGUACAUAGGCAGUUACUUACAUAGACAGUCACGUACGUAGAAAGCUACGUACACAGGAAGUUACGCUCCUUGCUUAAGACCAUAUUACAGGACAUAUCAAUGGUUUAUGUUUAUGGGGCAAAUACUUUAUACGUCAAUGUAAACGUUUGAAGGGCUCAGAAUGGUUCCAUUUACUCUGUGCGACACAAUGCUGUACCGUCAUCAUCAAAUAUUUGUUGAGUAUCCGUCAGCGCGCUAUGAAGCUAUCUUUCCUAUUCUCUAUUGCAUACAUCAGGGUUAAACUCCUAAGGGACACUGUUAAUAAACAGAGCAUGGAUCUUAAAAACAUUUUGAAGGUUUCAGUAAAUCCAUAGCGAAUAGUUGUGAUUAAUAUUUGAUUGCAUAUCUUUAGCUUAAACAUUUCAAACAUUAAUCUAUAACAUACAUAGAUAUUUUUUGUAGAUUUAAGUUAACUGCCAUAUCAUAGAAUAUUGUUGACACCCUUCUUAAACAUUAAUAUGACACAAAAAGCACUGAAUAUGUUAUGUCUUUAACCAUAUGAUAAUACAAAGAGACGUCUUUAAACAUGUUAUAAUACAUAGCAAUGUCAUUAAUCAUGUCAUAAUACAUUGACAUGUCUUUAACCAUGUCAUAAUUCAGGGAAAUGUCUUAAACUAUAUGCUACUACAUAGAAAUGUCUUUGACAAUGUGAUACUAGAUAGAAUUGUCUUUAAUUAUGGAAUAAUAGAUGGAAAUCCCUUUCAUCGUGUAAUAAUACACGGAAAUGUCUUUGAAAUGUCCUAAUACAUACUAAGGUCUAUAAUCAUGUGAUGACACAUAGAUAUGUCUUUAAAAUGUUUAAGCCCAUCAUUUUAAAAUUACAGGUACAGAGUUAAGUGUAAUGUCAAUGCCAUCCCACAAUUCCUUGCUCAACGCAUUGCUAUCUUUUGAAUUUCCUCUAGGCAUUGAACUCAGGAUAAGUUUUCCUGAGUCACUUCAAGUUUUCAUAACGUGCUAGUCUUAACGUAGUCAAUUUAAAGUCACCUGUUACCUUAAAAGAAAAAAAAAUAUAAUUGAUACAACAACAAAAAAAAACAGGUUUGAAAUCUAUUUGUUUUCUUGUUCAGGCAAUAUUAAGCAUAGAGUACCCCUACCGCAGUGGUACCAACACUCACCUGGGUCUGAAGGAGAUUCGGGAGCAGAAGCUGUUCAGUCCAGAGAAUGGCGGCAGAGAUGGUGUCAAAAAUAUUGUCAUUGUCAUGACGGACGGGCUGUCGACCUUACCCACUCUAAGUAAGUCAGCCAAUGUCAUUGUGUCAGUCAGUCAAAAAGCAGUAUGUAUGUUAUUGUGUCGUCAGUCAACAAGAAGUAUGUAUGUCAGUUUGAUUGCAUAAAAAUGUCAGACAAAGUCAUGGUAUCAUUUCUCAGUAAGUCAGCAACUGACAUUUGAUCAGUAAGUUAGCCACAGUCAUGUUAUCAGUAAGUUAGCCUCUGAAUCAAUAUGUCAUGAUAUUAUGUCUCGGUAUAACAGACACUGUCGGGUAUCAAUAUGCCAGACAUGGUCGCAUGCCAUGAUUGAUCUCUCCGUAUGUUAGCCACUAAUAUGUUAUCAAUAUUGCAGUCACUGUCAGGUACCAAUAUAUAAACGUAACUGUCAGGUAUUAAUAUGUCAGCCACUGUCACGGUAGCAAUAUGCGAGACACUGUCACGGAAUCAGGAUGCCAAUCACUUUCCCAGUAUUUGUGUCAGCCAAUGUCAUGCUAUCUGUGUCAGUCACAGUACAUGAUCUGAUUUGUGGGUUUGCUCUCGUGACUCUCGCCUCAUUAUAUUCUUAUAACAUACAUAUGAUAUAAUAUUAUGACACCCCACAUACAUAUGAUAUGAUAUAUGACACCCAACAUAUAUAAGAUAUAAUACAUGACAAUCUACAUACGUAUGAUACAAUACAUGACAUCUUACAUAGAAAUGAUAUAAUACAUCGCACUAUUCACUCAUACCUUAUUCUUCUAUAUAUAAGAGCAAAAAUCAAUGUAUUGAUCAGUCUGGCUCCUAUGUAUGUAGAGGGACUUGUAAUGUUGCCGGGUCUGGUAUUGAAGAAGAUAUAUCACUCGUUGCAAGGGCCCUCAUUGAGCGUAUUGGGAACUGGGGUUUUGACGAUUUACAUAUUAUAUAAUACACGACACCUAACAUACCUUAAUAUGUUAAUACGUUAAUUAUAAAUUUAAUACAUGACAUCUUACAUGCAUAUGAUAUAAUACAUGACACCUGUUAAAGAUACAUCUACAAUCUUCAUAUACUCCUGCAGUUUUCUUCUCACUUUCUCAUUUUCACUCAUUAUGUGGUAACUUAUGAAGUUUUUGACAAUGCAGUGGGCCUGCACAAUAGAAUCUAACAACAAAGUGUACUUUGAACGUUUUUCCUCGUGCCAUGUUUGUUAAGCCCAGGAAGAGGCCACGCUUCUGAAGAAUGAGGACGUGACCCUGAUAUCUGUGGGCAUCGGGUCGGGCGUCAACACGACGGAACUCCAGGGCAUCGCCAGUAAACCUGAUUAUAUGUUCCUAACCGGCGGUUACAACCUCUUGGACUUUAUCAAGAGAGACUUGGUCAAAAUGACUUGUGAAAGUAAGUGCAGACUUUAAUUUGGAUGUUAAACACUUCAAGACAGAAAUUAGAUAUAAUUUCCAAAAAAAAAAUGAAAAAAUAAUUGUUUUUGUAUAAAUGCAUUAUAAAAUGUAAUAAAGAGAAUGGGGCGGGGGUGGGUGGGAUGGGCUGGAAAUUUGACAAAACAUGCAUACACGUCACACAUUUUAAAAGAAUCUGUAUUAAGUGAUUUCCCCAACCCAUCCCAAGGCUAGCAUUUGCAUAUUUUAUUCACGCCCUUCAAUUAUAUAAUUAUUAUAAAUACCCACCCACUUUGACAUUACAGAUUUACAAAAUUCACUAUUUCAGAAAAAUGAACGACAAUAUUAAUCACCAAACGCACUUGCGUUAUUUUUUAAGAAUGUUAUUUAGCUCAGUUAACAGGAAUUUGAUUUAGUAAAAUCAGUGGCGUCAUAUUUCUUCUUUCCUUUGUAAAUUAAGCAACAAAUAAUUUUGGGGACUGGUGUAGGGGAUGGGACUUAAAAUAGAUUUACUGUGUUGCCGUCGGCGUGUCUAAAUGCCAAGUUUAAGCUCGAUAGGUUGUCAUGAAGUGGGUCGAUUAGCCGUUUAAAUAGUUUGCAAGCCGGAAAGACAUGAAGGAAAGCAAAGUUAAUAUAAAGGUUUUAAAAAGUGCGCCUUUUGCAAUAUUUAUUUUUUAAAAAUUAAAAUGUGCAAACAACCUUUUGACAUUGAGUUUAAAUUCCUGUUGUUGUUUUUUCUUCUUCUUCUACCAAUCCGUUUCACUUCUCUAAUUUAAUUUCUGGGCAGUCUAAAAUUUAAUGAAUGAACUAAUGUUUGUCAAAAACAUAGCUCGUUAAUACAUGAACACACAUCGUCUCUGAAUCAAACUCUGCAGGUAACCAGUUAGAUGUUUACUGUUGACGAUAGCCAAUUUAUAGAAUUAGAUGAAUGUAUUAUUUUAAUUGCAGGUGUUUCCAACUAGGACAGAGCACGUGACCUGUUUUGGUGCAUUUCAAGUCUUUGACAAACUGCAAAAUAAUGACACAUCGUUGAUGACAUUAAAGUCUGAAAACACCAUUUGGUGUCAAUUCUAUCGUCUGUUCUUUUGUUUUUACAUGUUGUUCAUUAAAAUAUUUCCCCC
Molecule: messenger RNA, 6716 nt
Organism: Lymnaea stagnalis (great pond snail)
Lineage: Eukaryota; Metazoa; Mollusca; Gastropoda; Lymnaeidae
Source: the annotation of a GenBank genome assembly